Messenger RNA from Microthlaspi erraticum, 360 nucleotides. The record is from the annotation of a GenBank genome assembly. NCBI's taxonomy places the organism in Eukaryota, Viridiplantae, Streptophyta, Magnoliopsida, Brassicales, Brassicaceae.
AUGCCGUCGUCAUCACUGAUUAUUCCCUUCCUUUUGUUGGGAUUCUGCUUGAUCGGGUUACAAGCCGCGGAUGAUCUCCCGGAAAAUUCCAGCGGCGAUGUCUGCCCCAGGGUGUCGAAUCCGGAUCCUGGCGGGUGCCCGAUAAACUGUUUCCGGGCGGAUCCGGUUUGCGGAGCGGAUGGAGUCACGUACGUGUGCGGUUGCCUCGACGCAGCGUGCCAUGGAGCUCGUGUAGUCAAAACAGGAGCUUGCGACGCAGGUAAUGCCGGAAGUGCUUCUGUUCCUGGCCAAGCUCUGUUAUUGAUUCAUAUCGUUUGGCUCUUUUUGCUCGGUCUCUCCCUUGUCGCUGGUGUUUUCUGA